Messenger RNA from Phytophthora infestans T30-4, 1122 nucleotides. RefSeq lists its product as uncharacterized. The transcript is spliced from 4 exons. Bases 1 to 1122 code for a protein of 373 amino acids. NCBI's taxonomy places the organism in Eukaryota, Oomycota, Peronosporomycetes, Peronosporales, Peronosporaceae. The record is from RefSeq and is a predicted model, not a curated record.
AUGACGUCAGGGGUGCUUUGUAAGGACAAGAUGGAAUCAUUUGAAUACACGCCUUUAAAUCAAAGUCGACCCGGUAUUGCGCAAGCUCAGCUCGAGCGCUCCACAACCGUCGCCACCAGCCUGAAUUCUUCUGUGUCCGCUGUGCAGCAAAUGCAAGGGCGUCUUGCGCCGCAUCAAAUGACUCCACCAUCGACGCUGCAGCAUCACUCGGCCUCUCAGCAAAUACAAGGACAUCUUACGCUGCAGCAAAUGGCCACAACACCGGUUCUGCAGCAGCGCUCGACCCCUCUGGUAUUGCAAGGGCUUCUUUCUGAACCCGUCGCGGGUGAAGAAGGACUUCAAUCUUCAAGCGUACCACCAGCCCUGCCGGCGGCUUCGUUUACAGCGCGUCUCUUUGAUUUGGAUAGUUCAGACGAGAGCGAUACGACACCGAUAGCAACACCCUCAGCCGAAGUAGCCUCUACAAGACCAGAAGAUCGCUAUGAUACAAUGAAAGCUGACGAGAUUCGAAAAGAGUGCACGCGACGCGGAUUAAAGCAAGACGUUCGGGCAGCUUACGCGGCAACGUACGAUGAGGACCACCCAGUUAACACGGUCAUUUUCACGCACGAGUACUUUGUAGGUGUCAAGCCUUCUGCUGUGAAGAAACACUCGGCAAAGAAACUGUAUGAGAAAUGGAAAGAAGUUAACCGAUACUACAUCAUCUCCAAGAAGAAGCUCACUCAAUCUGGACAGCAUGAGAAAGAUUUUCCCCGUUUUGUUGAUGGGCGUGGUUUCGUUCUCUACUUGCGGUAUUGGCUCGAUAUUAUCCUGGACUCACAGACCGGCAGCAACUCAAAGAGAAAAGAUGCCCAGCGGCUCGAAAGUUUGGCUACAUCAUUUGCUGCCUACGUUAAUGACCGGCGCCUGGAGGUUGAGCGUGUCGCCUCUUCGACAACCAUGAAAAUGCAGGAGAAGGGAAGCUUUCUUUCCAUGCUAAGCGAUAUUCGUCGGCAACUGUCCGACAUCGACAGAGAUCUGUCUGCUGCUAAAGGCGCAUCGAUUGAAAGGCUGAAAGAAGACCAGGAAGUUCUUUUACACGAACGACAAUCCUUGAUUAACAAACUGCCCUCAUACGACUAG